CUGGCGUGAUCACCAUGGUCCUGGUUUGGCUGGCUGCUGCGUCUGCCGCGCUCUCUCCACGUCCGGUGCGGCGAACGCGUCUUCUCCGCUCAUCAACGCCGACGAUGGGAAAUGGCGCCGACUACGGCCCCCCGCAGUCUGCAGCCCUAGCAACGCCGACUCCCGACCCCUCGACAGUCGAGGCUCUGCGGGCCCAGACGGAGGGCGCGACGCGCGACUCGGCGGCCCCCGCGGCGCCCAUGCCGCUGCCGUCGCAGGUUGCCGCGCCUCGCGGCGGAAACUUUGCGCCGAUCCCGCCUCAAGCGGCCGUGGCGCCGGACCCUUCAGCCGUCCCGAACCCUUCGGCCGUGUCGAACCGGAUGGGCGGCGACGAGGCGAGUGCGCGGCGGCUGUGGCAGGUGGUUGCGCAGUCGUUCAAGGCGGCGGAGCAGCGGGCUAUCCCGAGUGAGGACAUCGACAACGUCGGCUCCAUCGCAGGCGAGGAGCGGGUCCCAUUCUGGGAGCAGCCCGAGGACUACGCAGAGACGCAGCGCAAGGACCGGCGCACCAUAUUCAUGCACGACGACUGGGUGCGGCACCGCUCGAGUGAGCGCUUCCUGCGCAACAUGCUCUCCAUCCCCUCCAGCGGCAUUAACCGCGCGCUGUACAAGGAGCUCGAGCUCGUCUUCGUCACGUCGGUCGCGGCGUUCGUCGUCGCAUUCAACUGCCUCUUCGUCAGCUACCAGACGAUGAGCUUGCCGGCGCUCCCCUUCACCAUCGCCAUGCCGGCGCUCUCCCUCCUCCUCGUCUUCCGCACAAACACGGCCUACUCGCGCUGGAACGACGCGCUAGAAGCGGAAUGCCGUCUCCCCACCCUGACCUCGGUUAUUGGCGACGCUAGGAAUGAGGCCCGCACGCUCUGGGGAGGCCUCAUCAACAAUUGCCGCAACGUCGUGCGGCAGAGCAACCAGUACUUCCCAGAUGACGCCCGCCACACCACGCUCAAGCGGCGCAUGGCAGCGGAGACGACCGCCUUCGCGCGCGCACUGCGCAACUUUCUCCGCGGCCCGUCCGACGACGACGUGCUGCGCGGCGAGCUCUACGAGCUCGUGAGCGCCGGGCUGAUGUCGCCUGCCCAGGCCGAGGCGACCAUGUCCGCAAGCAAUCGGCCGAUGUUUUGCUUGCAAGCCAUGUCGGCGACGCUGCGGCGGGCGGACAUCGACAGCAUGAACAUGGGUCGCAUCGAUACGUCCAUCUCUGUCCUGGUCGACCUGACCGGGGCCAACGAGCGCAUCUUCAAGUCGCCGAUCCCGCUGAUGUACACGCGGCUACUGGCUCGCUUCCUGUCCGUCUUUCUCGUCCUGAUGCCGCUUGGCCUUUGGCAAGCGCUCGGAGAGUCAUGGAAUCACUGGGCCACCAUCCCAGCCACCUUCGUCAUCUCCUUCUUCCUGUUUGGCAUCGAGGAGGCGGGCAUUCAGCUCGAGGAGCCAUUCUCAGUGCUGCCGAUCGAGGCCUUUUGCAACGGCGCCAUCGCCGCCGCAGCGGACGAAAUGUUGGCCGCCGACGGCUCGAAAGUCUUCGACGAGGUCCCGGUUGUCUGAGAGCGCCGCCGCCGGGGUGCGCAAUCUAGAGUGGAGAGGUUUUGAGAAGGCCGCGCAUGACGGCAUGGCGGCAUGACCAUGAGUGCUCUCUGUAGGUGGCUCCGGCCAAGGUCAUAGCGUGACCCAGAGUAUGUCUCGGAUCAGCCGAAAGCCGUAAUGUCUAGGAAGGUGUGGCCAGCUCGAGUAGGAACGCAGCCCCCGUGGAGGAACGCACUCCCCAUUAGAGGGAGCACGCCUCACUUGUCACGUCAGAGCGUGGAGUGACCGGGGCGUAUUGCAAUAAUCGGUAAUCGUGGCCGUGGGCGUGGCCAAGAUAAUUAUGGCAUAUGCAAAUAAAACGG
Molecule: messenger RNA, 1921 nt
Organism: Emiliania huxleyi CCMP1516
Lineage: Eukaryota; Haptophyta; Isochrysidales; Noelaerhabdaceae
Exons: 6
Coding region: 15-1580 (521 amino acids)
Molecular function (GO): chloride channel activity
Source: RefSeq, a predicted model, not a curated record